This is a messenger RNA of Ciona intestinalis (vase tunicate), 2301 nucleotides long. The record is from RefSeq and is a predicted model, not a curated record. NCBI's taxonomy places the organism in Eukaryota, Metazoa, Chordata, Ascidiacea, Phlebobranchia, Cionidae.
CUGUGUAUUUGAUAUUAACCAACCGCUGAAAGUAAACGUUAAACGUUGUGUUCGCUGUAAUAAACAAGUGAAGUUUAUUUUGGCGUUGUCACCGCCGUACUUGGCGUUUAUGCGGCCGCCUACUCCAUUAAGAGAUGGUGGAGUUUAUGAAUAAUUCUACGUAAAUUGGCUUGUCUCAACAAGUGCGCUUGGGUGGGUAUUAGGCGCUCAGUUUACGAGACACAGUUGCGUGCUAGUUACUUAUGCAGUAUCACGCCAUGGCAGUAUCAGUUUGAGUUGUGAUAAACUGACUGCAAGACCGUUGAAAGCGUUAAAGUUCAUGAACCACGCUAAGUGCUUAACUACGACAGAUUAGAUUAGCGGCUUGCUAUGUGUUUAAGCAGCUUGGGGAUAAUCAAGCCGCAUAUCAUGGUAGGGCGUUUGUUUUGAAGGUGACAAUGAACAAUAGAUGGACAGAAGUUUUUGAAUUAUUUAACUAAGAUGCGAUUAAAUGUUGGAAUACGCAAUUUAUUGAACAUUAUUGUGGUCGCGUAUAUUGGAAUACUUUGCAGAGGAGCGUCAAGCCAACGUUCAGAAGUGAAGCAGCCAGAUACGACAGCGAUUACGAAGGAGCAAUUCACAGGGCUUUCUGGAUCUCUAAACACGCUUAUGAGCAGCGAAAUUAAUCUCGCUGGGAACCGGCAGCCAUCGAAUAUUUGUCCUAAUCAGUGCCUUUGCUUGGUGAUGAACGAUCAAUCUGGUUACAACGUAACUUGCUUAAAAGGAGCGAAAAUGUCGUCGCUUGAACUUCCAGGCAACAUGGAGUAUUUUUCUUACACAGGCGGCAAGUUUCCACAGCGUAUUGUUCGAGCGAAAGACUUUACUUUGUUCACAAACUUAACUUAUUUGGACCUGAGUAACAACGGUAUACGACGAAUAGAAACCGGGGCUUUUAAGUGGCUUAAGAAUCUGAGAACUCUCGUUUUGGACGACAACUAUUUAGCCGACUCUGAUUCGUCGUUUCUUCGCCAUAUUUCUACAACAUUGCGUUAUCUCAGUCUGCGCAACAUAAUUGCACCAAACCAACCGCGCCAAUUCCGAUGGUCGUUUCUAUCAGGAACAAGCAAAAGUUCAAGCGCUCACCAAACUGUUAGGUUUACGAAUCUUCGAAUUCUACGGUUGGACAGGAAUGGAAUCAACAGUAUUAGCUUGGACGUUUUGGAAAACGCAAAUAUUUUACAAAAUUUGGAAGUUUUAUCGUUAUCGGGAAAUUCUUUGGCGAGGCAGUCUCUAAGUGCCAUAGUGCGAAUUUCAUACAUUAUUAAGAAACGUAGAACGCCGGAAAGUCAAGGAUCGACAAACCUAACCACAUCUGUCAAUCAAAACUUACCGAAGGCAGAAUUUACAAUAGACCUAAGUCGCAACAACAUUUCUUUUUUGGACGUAUACGAUCUAAACGCUCUGACACAAAGUCAGUCAAAACACGGCGUUCCUUUGAUCCGACUUCAGCUCGCUGGCAACCCAAUCAAUUGCAUCUGCAGAAUAAAAGGCUUCAUGGAGUUUCUGUUCAGAGAGAACGGAACAAGUGUGGUUGCGGAUUGGAAACAUCUCAAGUGUUCGAAACCCCGCGACCUCAGAGGCGCGAAAUUGCAUUAUUUGGAAGAGGUUAAAGUUCACUACUGUCAUGGCGAUUGGGGGAACAGUAGUUACAUUAAACUUGCACCUGCGCAACUUGCGUUUGUGGUCGUGUGCUCCACAACUCUGUGCAUUGUAAGUUUGGCCGUUCUCUACCUCAACAGAAGCAAAUGUAUAAACUACUGGAAUAUUUUAAAGAACUGCGGGGAGGAUGACGAGGAUUACCGCAACAAAAUAAGAUGGAGAAACAAACAGUUUACAAACAAAUAUUCGAUCCCGCUCGAUCACAAAGGCAUCGGACAUAGCGGAUACUUUUCAGAAGAAAUAGCGACUUAUCAUUCGAAUGGAACUAUUGUACGUGCUGGGAAACAUAAGAGUGAUGACAAUCUGUAAAGGUGCAUUAAUGUCGGCGAAAAUUUUCGUAACAUGUUUCAUUCUUGAAGGACAUACUUUUGUCUAAAAUCUUUUGUCUAGAAUAAACUGCACAAAAGGAAAUGAGCUUAUCUUGGGAAAUACGACUUUUUCUAUAGUUGGUGAUUUAUUUAGAAAUGAGUAUAUGUUGCACGUUAGAAUGGGGCUAUAGAAAAUAAUUCCCAAUAUAGUGAUGGGGGAAGAUGGGACACCUUUCCAUUCUAUUUUCUCGUCCCAUCUGGUAUUAAACCAAGAACAUUCAAAGAAUUGUAAAAC